Messenger RNA from Alternaria atra, 1926 nucleotides. RefSeq lists its product as uncharacterized. The record is from RefSeq and is a predicted model, not a curated record. The transcript has a single exon. Bases 1 to 1926 code for a protein of 641 amino acids. Lineage: Eukaryota; Fungi; Ascomycota; Dothideomycetes; Pleosporales; Pleosporaceae.
AUGGCCAAGAUUACUGCGUACAGCAUUUCGUUACUGCAUAUGUUUGCCGGUACUGCAGCCCUAGGCGCUAUCUUACCCCUGUCAGCCGACAACAACCAGCAGGCCGUCUUAGGCGCCUCUCCAAACUUCCCAGGGCCCCCAAAGCCCGAAAACAUCGACGUCGUUGAGCUUCCUCUACCUCCAGUCUCUGCAAGCAGAGAAGUUGGCGCAUGUACAGCGGCGCUGAACCCAAGUCGGACGGGUUGCAUCGCACGGGAGCUUACGGAUGAGUUCCAAGCUGGAGACUUUACUCCGAACGGCCGGAAUGUGGUUGUCACAGUCACCUUCGUUGGAGCUCCCGCAAGCCCAGAUCCGGCGAGCAUCUAUAACGGCGUUCAAUUAAUCCUCAUCAAAGUGGACGGCACGAACUUUAGCAAUGGCGACCCGUGGAAAUGCCUGACGUGUGGCGUACCGGCUAAGAGUACAAGAGAAUUGGAUCCGCAAAGAGACUACCCACAUGUGUUCAGAAGCGGCGACAAGGCGAUCUGGGGCCAUAACAUCCUCGAUUGCAAUAGCAGGCAAUUGGCCAGCGAUGCAUGCACGCCUGAUGAUAUCCACAUAUAUCCGAUCUACUGGCCGAAUGGUGCUCCUCGUGAGCUGCGGAUGCAUCCCGAUGACGUUCAUAUUGGCUGGAGUUCGUUCACCAAUCACGCUGGGCAGUAUUCCUACUUCGGUCGUUUGGAGUUCAACGCAAAUCCUUCAGGGACAGGCCCUGCUGUACCUCGCUAUGAUCUGGUCGACGUUGACCUGCUCGUUGAUCCGAAGCGCCGGGCUUUCAUCACAGCCAAUGGGAAUGAACUGGAACUCCAACCUGACUCUAUCACCAUUGGCGAACUGAGAGGCUUCAGCGGUUCUGGCGACGAAAUACUUUACAUCGGUGCACCAACGGAGUCCACGAAUAUAGAUCUCUACGCAGUCCAUAUUGAAACAGGAAUAGUUCGCCGCCUCACUAGUCAUCCUGAUUAUGCUGAUCCUAUCGCCUUUUCCGCCGACGAUCAUUGGUUCGUCACACAAGAUACGCGUGCCAGCGAGCGCCAGAUGUGGAUGUCAGGCAUGCGAGGUAUCCCACCUCUCAUCGAUAUCGUCGCAGUCGCAGUCGCAGCGUCCACACGCAACAAUGGCGCACGCCGCUUCUUCCAACCCAUCUUGAUCGAUCGUUAUGGAGAUCGUGGGUCGUACUAUGGGCAGCAGGUCAACAGUAAAGGCGAUGAAAGCGAGGGGGGUAUUGACGACCCGAACUGGAACGGGCGAGCCGAUCCGGCAUUUUCUUUAGAUAGUACGCGCAUUGUGUAUUGGCAAGGCAUCGUCACCUCUCCCGCUUGUGGUGGCAUCAACCCGCUCUCCUGCCCUAUCUCCACUGCUCCGGGUGGGCGCGAAUAUCGUGUAAUGCUCGCCCACCUCACCGACCGUAGCCCCAAACUACCCGCUCCUGUUUAUAAGGUGCCCAAUCGCAUCCCUUGGGCGACACCAUUCCUACCCGGAGCCGAAGUUCCUCCGCUCCCCACACUAAAGCCAGGCCACUAUAUCCUCCGCGGUAAGGUAUCAGGGUGCGCGGAAGUCAGACUUAUUGGGAACACGGCCUAUCCUGAGGCAAGCUCGAUCAAGCGGGUCGUGGCCAAUUACACCGACUUCUCUGAUGAUGGUGAUCACAUCAUCAACGGCUCCGAAGACGUCGAGCUGACUAUCCUUUUUCCAAAUGUGUGGGAUCAGAAGCUCGAUUGGUACUCCGACAUCUCGCAAACGGGAUCCUCAACCGGGAGCAAGAAAACCAGUGCAAGUGGAUUUCAUUUAAGGAUUGACGUGAUGGAGAAUGUACUCGAAGCGAACGGGACGCUGACCACGACUAUUGAUGGUGUAGAGUAUCAUCAACCCGCCAACGGUACCUAA